AUGGAUUGCGUUUACAUGAAUCCCAAUGAACCCAUUGAAACUCGUCUCAAACACCUUCUUUCUCUAAUGACUUUGAAGGAAAAGAUUGCUCAGAUGACACAAAUUGAGCGCUCAGUUGCCACCCCUUCUGCCAUUAAACACUUCUCCAUUGGGAGUAUAUUCAGUGCUCCAAACAGUGGACCCUUUGAGAAGGCUCUGUCAUCUGAUUGGGCUGAUAUGGUGGAUGGGUUUCAGAAGUUGGCACUUGAAUCACGGUUAGGCAUACCAAUCAUUUAUGGGACUGAUGCUGUUCAUGGAAAUAAUAGUGUCUAUGGUGCUACAAUAUUUCCUCACAAUGUUGGCCUUGGAGCAACAAGAGAUGCAGAUUUAGUUCAAAGAAUUGGAGCUGCAACAUCACUUGAGCUUAGAGCAAGUGGAAUUCACUAUACUUUUGCUCCUUGUGUGGCAGUCUGCAAAGAUCCCAGAUGGGGAAGAUGCUACGAGAGUUAUAGUGGAAACACUGAGAUAGUCAGAAAGAUGACUUCUUUUGUUUUAGGCUUGCAGGGUCACCCUCCAGAAAGACACCCAAGGGGAUACCCAUUUGUGGCUGGGAGGAACAAUGUUAUUGCAUGUGCCAAGCAUUUUGUUGGUGAUGGAGGUACUGAGAAAGGUGUAAAUGAGGGCAAUACAAUAUUAUCAUUUGAAGACUUGGAGAGGAUCCACAUGGCCCCAUAUGUGGACUGCAUAGCUCAGGGUGUUUCUACCAUUAUGGUCUCAUAUUCCAGCUGGAAUGGAAACAAACUCCAUGGUCACCAAUUUCUGCUAAAUGAAAUUUUGAAGAAAAAACUAGGUUUCAAGGGAUUUGUGAUUUCUGACUGGGAGGGAAUUGAUGAAUUAUGCCAACCUUACGGGUCAGAUUAUCGUUAUUGCAUCUCCACUGCCAUUAAUGCCGGGAUUGACAUGGUGAUGGUCCCUUUUAGAUAUGAAAUAUUUAUGGAAGAGUUUAUGUCUCUAGCUCAAUCAGGGGAAAUACCAAUAGCCAGAAUUGAUGAUGCUGUAGAGCGGAUUUUGAGAGUGAAGUUUGCUGCCAAACUUUUUGAGUUUCCUUUAACUGACAGAUCGUUACUAGAUAUAGUUGGCUGCAAGCUACACAGAGAUCUAGCACGUGAAGCAGUUCGAAAGUCAUUGGUUCUGUUGAAAAAUGGAAAGGUUCCUAGUAAACCUUUUCUUCCAUUGAACAGAAAUGCUAAGAGAAUCCUUGUUGCUGGAACUCGUGCUGAUGAUAUCGGGUAUCAAUGUGGAGGAUGGACAGGUACUAAGUAUGGAUCUAGUGGUCGCAUCACAAUUGGCACAACUAUCUUGGAUGCUGUUAAAGAGGCUGUAGGGAAUGAAACAGAAGUUAUUUAUGAGCAGUAUCCAUCAACAGACACCUUAGAAUGUAACGAGGUUUCUUUCGCCAUUGUUGCUGUUGGAGAAGGUCCCUAUGCUGAGUGUGGAGGUGAUAAUUCAGAGCUCGUGAUCCCCUUUAAUGGAGCUGGAAUUAUAAACUUGGUUGCUGAAAAAAUCCCAACACUAGUGAUUCUGAUAUCUGGAAGACCUUUGUUCUUAGAGCAGUGUCUGUUGGAAAAGAUAGAUGCUCUUGUUGCUGCAUGGUUGCCAGGUACUGAAGGACAUGGAAUCACAGAUGUUAUAUUCGGGGAUCAUGACUUCAAGGGUCAACUACCAAUGACUUGGUUCAGAAGAGUUGAAGAACUUGAUCAACCAGUUGAUUCAUGUGACCCCUUAUUCCCUCUUGGUUUUGGGCUAGCAUAUAACAAGGAGAAUUCACAUGACUAA
Abrus precatorius (Indian licorice) is the source of this 1815-nucleotide messenger RNA. RefSeq names its product beta-glucosidase BoGH3B-like. Gene Ontology annotation, biological process: glucan catabolic process. NCBI's taxonomy places the organism in Eukaryota, Viridiplantae, Streptophyta, Magnoliopsida, Fabales, Fabaceae. Gene Ontology annotation, molecular function: beta-glucosidase activity. Bases 1 to 1815 code for a protein of 604 amino acids. The transcript is spliced from 9 exons. The record is from RefSeq and is a predicted model, not a curated record.